Messenger RNA from Sabethes cyaneus, 543 nucleotides. Its product is annotated as mucin-22-like. The record is from RefSeq and is a predicted model, not a curated record. The annotation marks the transcript as partial. NCBI's taxonomy places the organism in Eukaryota, Metazoa, Arthropoda, Insecta, Diptera, Culicidae. The transcript has a single exon.
UCCACCACAGGAGGGACAACAACGACAACAGCAGGAACUACUACAACUGUAGGAACCACAUCCGACACAGAAGGGACAACUACUACAACAGCAGGAACUACUACAACUGUAGGAACCACGUCCACCACAGAAGGGACAACUACGACAACAGCAGGAACUACCACAACUGAAGGAACCACAUCCACCACAGAAGGGACAACUACUACAACAGCAGGAACUACUACAACUGUAGGAACCACGUCCACCACAGAAGGGACAACUACGACAACAGCAGGAACUACCACAACUGAAGGAACCACGUCCACCACAGAAGGGACAACUACUACAACAGCAGGAACUACUACAACUGAAGGAACCACGUCCACCACAGAAGGGACAACUACGACAACAGCAGGAACUACUACAACUGUAGGAACCACAUCCACCACAGAAGGGACAACUACUACAACAGCAGGAACUACUACGACUGCAGGAACCACGUCCACCACAGGAGCGACAACUACUACAACAGCAGGAACUACUACAACUGAAGGAACCACGUCC